AGGACGAACUUACACGAACGCCUCGAAACAAUAACACCACGAUACCCUCACAGUGUUUUAGGUCGGUGGUCAUGAAUAAUGUCAGAAGUGCAGUGUCCUGACCGCGGCAUGAAUGCACGGCAGAACUGUCCAGACCAGGGAUGUUUCCGAGGUUUCUGUCCAGCAUCAUCUCCUGGCGCUCUGUUGCGAUCUUGGCAUUCAUUGCAUGUUUGUCACAGGUAACCAACCUCAUCCUGACAUGGCAACUAAAGCAGAGACACCAGGCAGCGGCAGAACUGGCACUGGGCGGAGGAGUGAGUGGGUUAGGAAUGAGGUCUGCCGUCAAGAGUCAUCACAUGCUAUCUAGGAGGCGUGACCAUCAUCUAGGGCAAAAGCUUUCAGAUGAGCACGAGGCCAUCCUCUCACGCAUCGCCCACUGGAGUGUGCUGGAUGGCUCGGGGGAGUACAGGGUGUCACUGGGUGUCCUCAGGGGGUCUGCACUCGAGGCUGGACCAGGGGGGGAAGGAGGGCUAGAGGGGAGGGAGGAUUCAGCUUCGUUGGAUGGCCAGGGACUCACCCUCGUCACCCAGUGCUCGCUCGCCAGGCUUAACCGUCUGCCGGAGCUUGUGCGUCAGUGGCAGGGACCAAUCUCGGUGGCAGUAUUUGCACUGAGUGGGGAAGUACAGGCAGUUGUGCAGGUGUUCCACCUCCUUCGCAGGUGCCAUGCUAACAUCAAGGAGAAUGUAACUUUUAGUCUCAUUUUCCCCUUGAACUCCCCCACAUCCCCUCAUCUGGCACCAACAGCUGACACAACCCCGUGUGAUAAUAUUUUCUCGGAGCUGGAACAUGUGAACUACGACUUCAAAGGCAUUCAGUACCCAAACAACCUACUGAGGAAUGUGGCAAGAAAGGCCACAUCAACGAACCUCAUGAUGGUCAUUGAUAUCGACAUGACACCAAGCCCAGGCCUUCAUAGGGCCUUCACUGCGUAUGCAAAAGACAAUCACCUGUUUGAAGAUAAUGCAAGCGAGGAGAAGACAGUGUGGGUGGUGCCAGCGUAUGAACUGAAGGAGGGCACUCCAAUACCCAGUUCCAAAGUGGAGUUGCUGAAUCUCCGCGAGGAGGGAAGCGCUCGUAUUUUCUAUCAGGAGUUGUGCCUGAAGUGUCAAAAAUACACUGAUUAUGCCACAUGGGAGAAAAGUACAGAUGUAAAGGAGGGCCGAGUUGACGCUCUCUACGAUGUGUUAUGGCAGGACCCUUGGGAGCCCUUUUAUAUUGGUCGGACAAAUGUACCAUUCUAUGAUGAACGGUUCAGACAGUAUGGCUUUAAUCGCAUUAGUCAGGUGUGUGAACUACACGUGGCUGGGUAUCGCUUCGUGGUGCUGGACUCUGCGUUUGUGGUACACGAAGGUUUCAAGACCUCAAACAACUUUCACAGUUCAAAAGACAUGGAGCAGGAGAAGAACCGCAUUCUCUUCAGACAGUUCAAAGGAGAGCUGAAGGAGAAAUAUCCAGAGUCCUCCAGAAGAUGUUACUAGCACAGCAAAUGUUGCAGGACAUUGUAGCUGGGCAUUAGCAAACUCUGGGUGCUGUGGAGGUAAUGUGGGGUGUUGGGAGCCUCCAAAGGUACUUCUUACAAACCAAAGAACAUCGGUGUGUACUCAUAAACUCUCGUAUAAUCUGUGGUUGUUUUGGAAAGUGUCUUCAUGGGAAAGAUGGAAUGCAUGAGUAUAUUUUUGGUGGUAAAAAGUUUAUUGUGAGGAAUAAAAGAAAAAGAAGAGAGAGAGAGAGAAAGAGGCAAGAACAUUAUAUAUAAAAAAGACAAAGCAAGUGUGUAUUGUAUAAAUUACCUAAGGUGCUGAGACAGUGAUGUCUGAAUGUAAGAAAGACUGAAUAAGUCAGUUAUGACAUGUUUAGCGUAAGACAAGAAGAGUUAUAAGGAACUGAAUAUCUCUACCUGAAUCUCGUAAGUGAUCUGAAUAUUUGGCUCAGAGAACAAAAUAUAGGUAGUUUUUCUCAUGUUUUCUUUUUCUUUCUUUUUUUAAGGAAAAUAUCAAGACGCAAAAAGAAAAAGUACAUAAAUUCUGUUGUACAGAUACCUGAGAGUCAUGUGAAGCUAGUUUUUUUUUUAGGCUUAAUGUGAACUCGGAGUCAUGUUUUAUGAUAUACAUAUUUAUCAUGAAUGGAGUUUUAUCCACAUCCUAUGCACAGAUAAACCAGCAAAUGUUAACUGAGAAUGUAUGGAAUGUUAUGCAACUUUUCUCAUGAUGCAGAUGCAGGAAAAAGCAGCUGUAUUAGAACUUUUUUUAUUUCUUUUUGGUUAAAUUACAUUCAUAAAACAAAUAAUCUAGUAUAUUGAUUAUCUUGAGGUAAUUAAUGUUAGGUAAUUUCAAAGUUUGUCUUUAUGAAAUUGUAAAUAAUUUUGAUAAUACUCAUUUUACGGUGUAUAUUCGUGCACUGAAGAGAGAUUUGUGCUUUAUGUUAAGUAUCUAAUGAUAUGCAUGUCUUGAGUAUGAUGGCAUGUGAAUAUAGUAUUUUUGAGUCAAUGUAAGACACUAUCUUAAGUCUAUCUUAAGAAAAAGAAAUAGUGAAAGAAAACCAAAAUAUGGGUUUGUGGUUUCAUUUUUGAAGUCUUGGUCGUUGUAUAUUUUUGAUGAUUAUUAUCUUCGUCUGUUUUUAACCUAGUGCCGCCAGGAUACAUGCCGUACCCAUUACGAGUUCAAUUAUUAAUUGUCUGGAGGUUCGAAAAGUAGUAAGUUACCAAGGAGUGAAUUGUUAAUGCUACGUAUCUCACCUGUUUGGCUUUUUCCUCGUUAUUGGGAAAUCUUCUAAUUUAUAUUAUAUUGCUAUUAGUAAUGUUGAUAACGUAAUGAUUAUAAAAAUAAUAAUAACAUCAGUAUUGUUGGUAUUAGUAAGAAAAAGGGUGACAGCAAGUGAGAUCACCAGCUCGAUUAAUUGUUACCUUGGAGGCUAAGCACUUAUGGAGCCAUGUAAAUGUAGUGUUCGUUAUAAUGAACGCUAUAUUUUCUCAGCAGCAUUGGGUUAAUACAGACAAUACAGUGGUUUUAACAUUAUUAUGAAGCAUCAUUGUUCUUAAUAGUUCUUUGACUUCUCAUUUUGGAAAGUUUGAUAAUUUGGGGAAUCAAAGAAACCAAAGCAGAAACUAAAGUCAGAAUUCUUCAAUGACCAAAUUAGUUGAUAUUUGAAGCGUUCUUGUCACUUGUCUCUUUUUUACACAAUUUAUGUUUUUUUUUAUGUGCAUAUUUACAUGUUAACAAUCUUUUUGUUUAUGCCAAUGUAUUUGCCUUUAUAUAUAUUUUUUUUAAGGUCAUUCUUUUGAAACUUAACUUGAGGGACGAUUUUUAUAGAGAGUUAGGUGUGUACAGUUGGUUGUAUACAGUAUUAAAGGCUCACUAUCCCUUUUAUUACAGAAUAAGCAUCUGGCAGCAUUUGGAAUUCCAGAUACAACCAAAGAAUUGACGAGCAGUGUAUCUUUAUUUUCUGUGAGAUUUUUUUUUUUUUUCUUUGGUUAUUUUGCCCAUUAACAGAAAAGAAGUUGGACUUAGCAUGUCUCUCUGAGCCUUGCUAUAUCCAUUAUUGAUUGUAUUUUAACUAGUCUUCAUGAUGCAGUUGAUAGGUAAGGUAUCUGCGACUGCACAGCAAAUAUAAUAGGACUACUUCAUUGCAGUUUAAGAUAGUUUCAUUGCAUAUCUACAUAGGCAGGUUGAAGAUAUUGAUGAAAUUGUGUUCUUAAUAGAAAACUAUGUAUUUUUUUUCCUAAUAAAUACCAUUUCUGUGGUUA
Molecule: messenger RNA, 3781 nt
Organism: Penaeus monodon (black tiger shrimp)
Lineage: Eukaryota; Metazoa; Arthropoda; Malacostraca; Decapoda; Penaeidae
Product: beta-1,4-glucuronyltransferase 1-like
Exons: 7
Coding region: 141-1517 (458 amino acids)
Molecular function (GO): glucuronosyltransferase activity
Source: RefSeq, a predicted model, not a curated record